AUGGUUUUUUCCACACACGGCAUUCGUGUCGUUUACAACACCGCAAAUGUUGACAGGUCCCUUUACGCGGUUGUGCACUGUAGCGACGGAAAGUACGCGGAGGUAUCAAAGGAUCACCUUAACCGGCUAAAAUUUAUUGAGAAAUCAAGCGAAGAGGAAGAUAUUGAAUUUGAUUAUCCGGAAGCGGUUCUCGAGAGCCUUGCCCAGUGGACACUUAAGUACGGCAUGGAUGGGGUUGCAGUGAGCAGCACAGUUAGGCCCUGCAUAUAUCGUAACGUGCAGCAUGUUUUGAAGGACGACUGGGAGAGAGAAUUUUUCACUACCCGCCUUAUGAAUGACUUGAACAUCAUGCAUUAUCUGCAAACGAUAAAUGCGGCGGAAAAGUAUGAGAUGAAGGGGUUUCACGAUUUCCUUUGUGUUUGUCUGAGUUGCAAACUUCGCAAUGAGGAAGAUACAGAACUUGUGCACAAGAUAAUGGGACUCGAGGAUUUCGUAGAAAUCGGUCCAAGUGAUCUUGAUGAAGCUGCAUGUCGAUAUACGUGGCUUGACCAAGCUAUCAAACCAACGGUGAGGAGGUAA
Molecule: messenger RNA, 579 nt
Organism: Trypanosoma brucei brucei TREU927
Lineage: Eukaryota; Euglenozoa; Kinetoplastea; Trypanosomatida; Trypanosomatidae
Exons: 1
Coding region: 1-579 (192 amino acids)
Source: RefSeq, a predicted model, not a curated record